AUUGUCCAAAUUGUCAAAACAAAUUCUAAUAAUCAUUUCAGAACAGAACACUCCCAACCCAACACUUCUGUUACAACCAGUGGAUGGAUACGAAACAUAGACACAGUCACCUAUACCAUAAAUAGUUUCACUUUUGUUUUUUUUAUUUCAAUCUUCUCCUCCUCUCUGUUAUACUAACUAAUGUGAUCUCAAUUCUCAACCUCUUUAUAUAUACAAAUUCAUUCAUCUCAUUCAUCUUAAAGCAGCAAUGACAGCGGAAUCGUCAACGAAAAUGGAUCAUCCGGAAGAAAAGUAUCCCGGAAAACUCACCUUUAGAGUCAUCAUCACUUGUGUCAUGGCAGCAAGUGGUGGAUUAAUAUUUGGUUAUGAUCAUGGUGUUUCAGGUGGAGUGACAUCAAUGGAUUCAUUUUUGAAAAGAUUCUUUCCGUCUGUUUAUGAACAGGAGGCAAAUCUAAAACCUUCUUCAGACCAAUAUUGCAAAUUCAACAGUCAGAUUCUAACACUGUUUACAUCUUCCCUUUAUAUAAGUGCCCUUAUUUCUGGUCUUGGGGCAUCAAACAUAACGAGAGCUUUGGGGAGGAGGGCAACUAUGAUUUUGGGUGGACUGUUCUUCGUGUCGGGUGCAUUACUUAAUGGAUUAGCCGUGAACAUGGCGAUGCUUAUUGUUGGUAGGUUGUUGCUUGGUUUUGGCAUUGGAUGCGCCAAUCAGUCUGUUCCAAUCUAUGUCUCAGAAAUGGCACCUUAUAAAUACAGGGGAGGUCUAAACAUGUGUUUCCAAUUGUCAAUUACUAUUGGUAUAUUUUCAGCAAAUCUCUGCAACUACUACUUUUCAAAGUUACUGAAUGGUGAAGGAUGGCGAUUAAGCUUGGGGCUAGGUGCUGUACCUGCGGUGAUUUUUGUUGUAGGCUCAUUUUGUCUUCCUGAUUCCCCAAACUCACUUGUUGCACGUGGUCAUCAUGAAGCUGCAAGAAAGGAGCUUGUGAAAAUUCGCGGCACUAAUGAUGUUGAUGCAGAGUUUAAAGAAAUUAUUACUGCUAGUGAAGCCUCGGAUAAAGUGAAACACCCUUGGAGAUCAUUGUUUGAGAGAAAAUAUAGGCCACAACUUGUUUUCGCCAUAUUGAUUCCUUUCUUUCAACAGUUCACUGGAUUGAAUGUGAUCACAUUCUAUGCUCCCAUUUUAUUCAGAACAAUUGGUUUUGGAAGUCAAGCCUCACUCAUGUCUGCGGCAAUUAUUGGAAGCUUUAAACCUGUUUCCACUUUGAUUUCAAUGUAUGUUGUAGAUAAAUUUGGACGACGCGCCCUUUUCAUUGAAGGUGGUGCUCAAAUGUUAAUUUGUCAGAUUCUGAUGACAAUUGCUAUUGCUGUCACAUUUGGCACAAGUGGGAACCCUGGGAAACUACCUAAGUGGUAUGCAGUUGUUAUCGUUGCGAUAAUCUGUGUAUAUGUUUCAGGUUACGCUUGGUCUUGGGGACCUCUAGGAUGGUUAGUACCUAGCGAAAUAUUUCCUCUCGAAAUUCGAUCUGCUGCUCAGAGUGUCACAGUUAGUGUCAACAUGAUCAGCACUUUUUUCAUAGCUCAGUUCUUCACUUCAAUGCUUUGUCACUUCAAGUUCGGUUUGUUCAUCUUCUUUGGAUGCUUUGUGGUCCUCAUGACUUUCGUCAUCUACAAGUUUUUGCCAGAAACAAAAGGUAUCCCACUUGAGGAAAUGAAUAUGGUUUGGAAGAAACAUCCCUAUUGGGGAAAGUUUUUGGAGGCAGAAAAUAAGAAACAAGUUUCCAUGACAGAAAGCAGAGGUUGAACUGUUAGUUUUGUGUUUCUAUUUCAAGAAAAUAAUUGCACUUAGAAUCUUCAUUAUUUGCUUAACUGCAUUUGAUUAAUGUCAGUUAUGUUUUACAAUGUGAAGUAGAACUCUUUCACUUUCAGUUUUAUGGCAGUUUUUUUCUGUUA
Vicia villosa (hairy vetch) is the source of this 1947-nucleotide messenger RNA. Its product is annotated as sugar transport protein 12-like. The transcript has 4 exons. Gene Ontology annotation, cellular component: membrane. The record is from RefSeq and is a predicted model, not a curated record. Gene Ontology annotation, biological process: monosaccharide transmembrane transport. Bases 248 to 1798 code for a protein of 516 amino acids. Gene Ontology annotation, molecular function: monosaccharide transmembrane transporter activity. Lineage: Eukaryota; Viridiplantae; Streptophyta; Magnoliopsida; Fabales; Fabaceae.